AAAUCUUGAUGGGCUAUGAGCCCAUCACCGCCGGAAUCGGCCGUGAGAAGAGAGACCACCGACCGGCGAUUCUUCUUCUUCUUCUUCUUCUUCUUCUUCGAAUUCGAAAGUCACAUAACAAACGGAAUAAAUUUGAAGAUUUUGCUCGAAGCAAUUAGAUUCGUGUCGAAGUCGAAGCUUUGUCAAUUCUUCUCAUCCUCGUCUCGAAGAUGGUUCGAUGCGCAGAUCGGUGACUUAGCAGAAAUGGAAGCUGGGAGACAAAACCAAGGAGAUCCAAGUGCUCCAUUAGUUGCACAAAAUUCUGCUUAUGAUGGACUUUUGCCUCAGCUUUUUACCUCUAUGCCAUCUCUGAAUGAAGCUGCAUCAUAUCUUUCACAGACAGCAUCAUACCUAACUGGCUGUUUCACAGAUUACUCAGUUAUCACUCCAUGGUCUUGGGUUUUCGCAGUUGAAUAUUCCUCAGCCAAUUCGGAGGAAUAUUUGCCAAAUGAGCAGGAAUUGGAUACAUUUUCUUCUGGACAAAAUAGGAGGUAUUGGACUAGCGAUGAUGUUUCUGUAAGUGAAACUUCGACAUCCUAUGCAUCAUCUUCCACUUCAGGAGCUGUAAGACCGUCUGCAGGGGAUUCAUCUCAAAGAUCGAAUGCGCUUGUGGCAUCAGGCAGUACUGGGAAUGGCAUUUCCAUUUUUCAGUGCCUUAUUGAGCGUGCGCGGAGGACAGUUCGAGGUUCAGCUGAUGACAUAGGGUGGCUUCGACGGGAUCCUAAAUUACCUCCUGUUGAAGAUGGGACUGAAAAGUAUAACACAAUUCUCGAUAACAUCAGGCAUGGUAUACACACACUACCAAAAUCACUGGUAUACCUGUUAGUUCCAGGUCUCUUCAGUAAUCAUGGGCCAAUGUAUUUUGUAAAGACGAAGAUGGCUUUUUCAAAGAUGGGCUUGGCAUGUCAUAUUGCCAAGAUUCACAGUGAGGCUUCAGUUGAAAAAAAUGCUAGAGAGAUCAAAGAGUACAUUGAGGAAAUUUAUUGGGGCUCCAACAAACGUGUGAUGUUACUCGGGCAUAGCAAAGGGGGGAUAGACAGCGCAGCUGCUUUAUCAUUGUACUGGUCUGAACUGAAAGAUAAGGUUGCUGGGUUGGCAAUAGCCCAGAGUCCAUAUGGCGGGACCCCUGUAGCUUCAGACAUUCUUCGAGAGGGGCAGCUCGGUGAUUAUGUCAGUCUAAGGAAACUCAUGGAAAUCGUGAUCUGUAAAGUGAUCAAGGGCGACAUGCAAGCUUUGAUAGACUUGACUUAUGAGAAGCGGAAGGAGUUCCUUUCAAAACACGAACUUCCCAGAGAACUCCCCGUGGUGUCAUUCCACACAGAAGCGGGCAUUUCACCUGCAGUAGUAGCUUCCUUAUCCCACGUGGCCCAUGCGGAGCUGCCUCUGGGCCAACCCACAAAGCUGCCCGUGGUGAUUCCCCUUGGCGCAGCAAUGGCUGCAUGUGCACAGGUCAUCCAGGCUCGGUACGGGGAGAAGAGCGACGGGCUUGUGACCCGCUGCGAUGCGGAGGUGCCAGGCUCAGUGGUGGUCCGGCCCACCCGUAAGUUGGACCAUGCCUGGAUGGUCUACUCGUCUCUGAAUGAUGACCCUUCCGAAGCCGAUGCUUCUCAGCUGUGUGAAGCUCUCUUGACCUUGCUUGUGGAUGUGGGGCAGAAGAAGAUGCAGGAGCUCUCAGCGAAAGACGAGUGAAGUGAGGGACCGCCCUGAGGCCAUUUAGAUCUGGAAAACUCGGAGGAUCUCCCCAAACUUCCAUUGCCUUUUCCGCUUCACUGGGUUUACAUUACAAUGCGUUCUCCUCUCUCUUAUAAUUCAUCAGAUCUUGUAAAGUGUAAUUCAGUAUUCGUUACUUGAUAUAAUUUUUUUUUGUUUUUAGAAAUCGAAAACAGAAACCAGAGCCGGAAUGAAACUCUGUGUACCAUAGACUAGCGUGUUGUAAAUGGUAAAAUCUCUCAUCUUUUGUAAUGUUAAACUAAGGCUUCAACUAUUCAUGAAGUGCCUGCAUUUACUUUUAGUAUAGAGGAACAAUGUAGCGUAGAUCUUCUUUCCAGGUGUAAAUUUAAGCAAAGCUUUGUAAGUUUGGCUCAUUAGAAUUCGGAAGAUCAUUCUUGAGGGAUGUUGAGAAGUCA
Punica granatum (pomegranate) is the source of this 2165-nucleotide messenger RNA. The record is from RefSeq and is a predicted model, not a curated record. NCBI's taxonomy places the organism in Eukaryota, Viridiplantae, Streptophyta, Magnoliopsida, Myrtales, Lythraceae.